AUGACUUCUAGAUUACAUUGUUUUUUUGAUAUUAAAAUUGAUGGAAAUAAUGCUGGUCGAAUUGUAUUUGAACUUUUUAAUGAUAUAUGUCCACGUACAUGCGAAAAUUUUCGCUGUUUAUGUACAGGAGAAAGAGAUCGUGUUUCAACAUUAAAUAAAAAAUUAUAUUAUAAAAAAUGUCAUUUUCAUCGAAUUGUUAAAGAUGUUAUGAUUCAAUCGGGAGAUUUGACUAAAGGUAAUGGCACUGGUAGUGAAUCGAUUUAUGGUGGGACAUUUAAUGAUGAAACUUUUCAAAUCAAACAUGAUCAAGCAUAUCUUCUUUCAAUGGAUAAUCAAGGUCCCAAUACAAAUGGAUCACAAUUUUUUAUUACAACAUCGAAAGCAUCCCAUCUUGAUGAUAAACACGUCGUUUUUGGUCGUGUUAUAUCUGGUCAAUCGGUAGUCGAUGCUAUUCAGAAUAUACCAGUUGAUUCAAAUAGUCGACCAUUACAAGUUGCUGUUAUAGCUCAUUGUGGACAACUUAUUCUCGAUUCAAAAAACAAUAAAGAAAAAGAACAUAAAAUUUCAACAAAAGAUGAAAAUGAUAAAAAGAAAAAGAAAAAAAAACAUAAACAUAAAAAGAAAAAGAAGAAAAAACAUCGACGAAAAAAUGAAGAAAAACAUUUAGAAUCAAAUGAAAUGUCUGAUCGAGAUAUAAUGGUACAUAUAAAUGAUGACGAUGAUAAUAAUAGUAAUAAUGAAACAUCCCAUACUAGUGUAAGUCAUUAUCAUUCAUCAAAAAGAAUUGAUUCAAGUGGUCGGUUAGUUAAAGGUCGUGGUUUUAUGAAAUAUACUGGAAAAAGUCGUUCAAGAUCACGUACACCACCACAUUGGCAUUCAGCUGUUAAAGAUCGUAAACUUAAUCCUUCAUCAUCUCCACCACCAACAGUAACAAAUGUUCAACAUCAAAGAAAAAAUCCUCAAUUAUAUCGACGUCGUCAUUCUUCAUCAUCAACAGAUGAUUCUCGAUUACGUCAUUAUCGCCGUUCAAAAUUUCCACCAUCUUCAUUUUCUCGUUCUCGUUCACCAUUGCCAUCGAUCAAUCAAUCUCAAUCAUCUCAUCAUGGUGGUUUCAAAGCUCCACUAGCUUUACCAAUUGUUGGGAAUAUAUAUUGGUUCCGACAAUCAGUACACGAGGUAUUUGGGUUAACAUCAAAUGAAAGUACGGAUUCAUCAAGUUUUCUAUUAAUAACAAACAGUAGCUCAAGAUCCUCAUCAAGCAAGAAACGAAAUAGAGCUAAACAUCGCCCUUGCCUUGUCCGAAAAAUAACGGAGGAAUACAUUGAACUUUUUAUUAUUACAACCUUUCAUAAAAAUAAUCCAUCUGAUCCAAUAGUUCUAGAAGGUUUGACACGUGAUUAUCUUCUUAAGCGAUUAAUACCAAUUUCGCCAGAAACAGACUUCACGGAAACAAGACAAAUUUUAGUAAAACGAACACCAAAUUCUGAUUUUACCAAGAAAGGAUAUUUAGUCCUCGUGCCAAUACGUAAACCAAUAUCAACAAGAUACUAUGGACCAUCAAUGGGAUAUAUUGAAACAGAUGAUUUGCUUUAUAUCCAGACGAAAUUAGAACAAGCAAAUACAUACGUUGACAAUGAUGAUGAUGAUGAUGAUGAUGAUGAUAUUAGUUUCAAUCAAACUGGAUCAUCAUCAAUAGCAAUAUCUAGAAGUUAUAAAAGUCCAGAUAUUAAUUCAAAUGAAAAAGUUAAAAUUUGGAUUAAAAAAUUUGGUGGGUGGUGUUCAGGUGAUGCUAUAGCAAGUGUUGAAAUGUUUGAUCCAUCAUCAAAUGAAUGGAGAGCUGUUGCAUCUAUGUCAAAACGAAGAUGUGAGGUGGGAGUUGGUGUAUUAAAUAAUCUUUUAUAUGCUAUUGGUGGACAUGAUAGUGUUAGUUAUUUGAAUAGUGUUGAACGAUUUGACCCUCAAACAAAUCAAUGGAGUAAUGAAAUAGCACCAACAAGUUCAUGUCGAGCAAGUGUUGGUGUUGGCGUACUUGAUGGUUAUUUGUUUGUGGUUGGUGGACACGAUGGAAUUUCUUGUUUAAAUCUUGUGGAAAAAUAUGAUCCAUCGGUUCAACAAUGGAUUCGUGUUGCAUCAAUGGGAACAAAACGAUUAGGUGUAGCUGUAGCAAUACUUGAUGGAUAUCUUUAUGCUAUUGGAGGAUCAGAUGGACAAUGUUCACUUAGUACAGUUGAAAGAUAUGAUCCAAAAGCAAAUAAAUGGUCAUCAGUAUCAUCGAUGAAUACCCAACGAAAACAUCUUGUUUGUGCUGUUUAUAAUGGAUAUAUAUAUGUGGUCGGUGGUCGAGAUGAUGCAACAGAAUUAUCGACAGCAGAAAGAUUUAAUCCAAAAAUAAAUCAAUGGUCACCAAUUGUGACAAUGAAUUCAAAGCGAAGUGAAGUUCGGCUUGCUGUUGUUAAUAAUCAUUUAAUGGCUAUUGAUGGAUUUGAUGGUGCAAUUUGUUUAAAAAGUGUUGAAUUAUAUGAUAGUGAAUCUAAUAGUUGGAGAUUACAUAGUGGAAUGAAUUAUCGACGAUUAAGUGCUGGAGUGGGUGUAAUAAGAGUUCAACAAUAUGAUUUAAUUUUAUAUAAAUCAAAUUCAACAUCUAAUAUUGUAUCAAUCCCAGAUGAAGUGACACCAGUUAUGAUUGAAAUAACUUGUAUUGAAAUGCAAGAAUUUUAUUUUUAUCGUCUUGAUACACCUCGUUCAUCUGAUGUUUAUCUUACACGAUUUCCAACAAAUCGUAUCAAACACAAUUUACAUUUUAUUCUUCAUUAUCAAUAUACAAUUACUUACAUGUUGAAUACACAUAUACAAUUGUUAUUCUAUUUUCUACUUAUUUGCUCUUAUAUAAAUGCAUUUAUUCCAUUUCCAGUUGUUGGAGAUGGUGCUCAAACUAGUGAUAGUAUUACACAUACAGAAAUUACACAAGCUGGUUUCAUUCGUUGUCUAGCUCGUUUCUUUUAUGAUACACGUCUUAAACGAAAUAAAUAUAAAGGGAAUAAAAUCAAGGAACAAGAAUAUUUUACUAAAGAACAUACUAUUGAUGAUCUUUAUAAACUUGCAUAUCCUAAAUAUAAUGAAGCAGAAGUAGAAUUACAUUCAUUACCAUUAAAAUUUAUUCUUGAUUUUGUCAUGACAGAAAAUGCUCUGGUAGAUUUUAAUCCAAACACAAAGAAACUUUCACCAGCACAUUUUGAUAGUGAAGCAUUUAUAAACGGUAGUCGACGUAUUCUUCAACUUAGAAAAAUAGUUGUUAAUGAUGCACGUAAUAUCAAAAAAGAUUUGACUAAUGCACGUGAAUCACUUGGACGAUUGCUUCAUACAUUACAAGAUUUUUAUUCACAUUCGAAUUGGAUUGAAAUGGGCAACACAAAUAUUAAUAAUCUUAUUGGAGUCAAAGAAAAUAUUGGUUCAGUUGCUGAUCGAAAUCAAGCAACAUGUACAAAAAAUGGUUGCACAAAAAUAGAAAAGAAAUGUACUCUUCUGCAACAAGCUACAUUUAGAACAUGUCCUCUUAUAUAUUAUGAUUGCAAAAAUAAUAUUUUACCAGAAAUUAAUAAUAAAAAAUUACUUACAAGUGGAUAUCUCUUUAAUCAAUCCAAUGAAAAUCAUGAUCCAUUAAGUAAACCAACAACUGUUGAAAAAUGUUCUCAUGGCGGAGUGAUUGAUGAUUCAUCGAAUGUACCAGCUUUUGGUGGAAUUAAUAAAGAUUCUAAUACAUUGAUCCUUUCACCUCAUUCUAAUUUUCAUUUUAAAGCUGUCGAUUUAGCCAUCAAAGCGACUGAACAAUUUUUCAAUAAUCUACGGAAAGAUGUUGGAAAUAAAAAUUUCGAUCGACUUUUUGCUAUUAAUCCAACACAAGCACAACAUCGAGAUGCAUCGAAUGCAGUUCAAAAUGGAACACGAUUUCGAGUUUUUACAUCAUUUCAUUCAUGUAGUUUGAAACAAGAUGAUAGUCUUCUGACGGAUUUAAAAAAUUGGAUCACAAAACGUAUUAAAAUGAUGAAAUCAAUAUUAAACGAUUUGUUUUCUGACAAGAAAAAUCUUUCUCUACCAACAUAUAAUUUAAGUGACCUAAAUGUUAAUGUCAAAGAUGUGAAUAAUGUUCGUGCAGCACCUUAUCUUAUUGAACAUAGUAAAAUCGGACGUAAGAAACGUUUUAUUGAUGUUCUUCGUAAUCGUCAAUAG
This is a messenger RNA of Rotaria sordida, 4227 nucleotides long. The record is from the annotation of a GenBank genome assembly. Lineage: Eukaryota; Metazoa; Rotifera; Eurotatoria; Philodinida; Philodinidae.